Portunus trituberculatus (swimming crab) is the source of this 524-nucleotide messenger RNA. It is a transcript of the gene RpS24, whose product is annotated as 40S ribosomal protein S24-like. Bases 74 to 484 code for a protein of 136 amino acids. The record is from RefSeq and is a predicted model, not a curated record. Gene Ontology annotation, biological process: translation. Lineage: Eukaryota; Metazoa; Arthropoda; Malacostraca; Decapoda; Portunidae. Gene Ontology annotation, molecular function: structural constituent of ribosome. The transcript is spliced from 7 exons. Gene Ontology annotation, cellular component: ribosome.
AAUAUAUCUCAACUUUUUAUUCUCAACAUCUGUGAACUUAACGUCCCUUUCAGCCCUGAGCAAAACACGAGCCAUGGGGAAGGAGACGGAGGCCACGUGCACCAUCCGCACCAGGAAGUUCCUCACCAACAGGCUUCUGAACAGGAAGCAAAUGGUGGUGGACGUCCUGCACCCAAACCGCGCCACUGUGCCCAAGACUGAGAUCAGGGAGAAGCUGGCCAAGAUGUACAAGACCACCGGGGAUGUUGUCUUCUGCUUCGGGUUCCGCACACAGUUUGGCGGCGGCAAGAGCACAGGCUUUGCGUUGGUGUACGACACUCUCGACUAUGCCAAGAAGAUCGAGCCCAAGUACCGUCUUGUUAGGCAAGGACUCCUGGAGGUGAAGAAGACCGCCAGGAAGCAGAGGAAGGAACGUAAGAACAGGAUGAAGAAGGCACGAGGCACGGCAAAGGCGAAGAUGGCCGCCGCCACUAAAAAGAAGUAAAUGGAGCAAAGUGGAGAAUAAACCUAGAAGUAAAAAAAGA